GCCCGCUGCUCAGUGCCAGUUAGAUUGAUAUUGAAUAUGAACAAGGAUCUCAUGCACCAGGCGGUGGGUUAUCACGGGCCCACCUUGUUAUCCCUUUUGAAAAGUGAGCAAUAUGAGAACCCAGACAUUCAAAGCGUUUCGGCCGAGUUCUUGAAAACAGCGCUGCAUCACAGAAAGGAUAGAAGAAUUGAUAAUACUGGUAUACAGCAACUCAUCGCGAGAAAAGCAGACCUUCUGUUUGCUCCAUCGUGGAAAUCAACUCCCAGCACUGAACUGAAUGACGAAGAGACAGAAGAUUAUUAUGCAAUUAUGCCUCCUUUGGAACAGUUAAUGGAGGUUCCAAAUGAGGACAAAAGACAGUACUUCUUCCGUGAUAUUGAGCGUGGGGAUAUUGUGAUUGGACGAGUUGCAUCUAUUCGUGAAUUUGGGUUCUUUGUAACAUUAAUUUGUCUUGGAGGGGACCUUGUGCGGGACAUUGAAUCCUUGGAAAUAACUGCACUUUGUCCUGUGAGAGAUGUACCAUCACUUGGAAAACACGAAGACCCUUUGUCUUACUUUCAAGUAGGAGAUCUUGUAAGAGUUGUUGUAAAAGAUGUUGAUCGAUACCAUGAAAGACUUGCAGUAACUUUGCGCCCUUCAGUUCUUCCGUCUCGCCUUACUCAUUGGAAAUUGGGUGUUAUUAGUAAUGAAGAUCUUCCUACAUACUACAGGCAGAAUUCAACGCUGGAUAGUCAUGUUAUGGAAACAUAUGACAACGUUUUGCACCAAACGCUUGGAUUUGCUAAUCCAUCAACAGUUGAAUAUUUAUUGGGCAAACUUGGAAUUAGUGAAAUUGAAUCAUCGUCUCUGAUGAGAGGAUUACAGAGCAAAAAUUUUAACAGAGAUGAUUAUGCUCCAGCCUUAAGGAAGAAACAAUCGGCAUCUUGGGCAUUCAAGUGUGUCAAAGCUGGGGUGGACCAUUUUAAAGCAGGACGUCAUGUAGAUGCCAUGAAUGAGUACAACAAAGCUCUGGAAAUAGACAGCAAUAAUGUUGAAGCACUUGUGGCUCGUGGUGCCCUUUAUGCAACAAAAGGAAGUCUAACCAAAGCAAUUUCUGACUUUGACUUGGCUCUGGAAACUUGUCCAACGCAUAGGAAUGCAAAGAAAUAUUUCUGUCAAACUUUAGUGGAAAGAGGAGGCCAGUUAGAAGAAGAAGAAAAGUUGGUGAAUGCUGAGAACUGCUAUAAAAAAGCCCUGAAUCUAGAUGAAACCUUCAGUGAGGCUGAGGAAGCUUUACAGAAGUUAAGAAAACACAUGCAGAAAUCACUUGAAAAAAAAUCUAAAGAAAGUAGAGAAGAGGAGAAAAGAAUCGAGGUGUCAAGUGCAGAGAAAUUGCGUAAGCUGUUAAAAGAAGAAAAAAGAAUGAAGAGAAAGAGAAAAAGGUCAACAUCAUCAUCUUCGUCUGAUUCGCCUGGAUCGUCAAUGUCUAGUUCUUCAUCCUCAUCUGAAUCUUCCAGGAAACACAAAUCAACUAAGAAGCGACAGAGAAAACGUUCAGGUUCCUCACGUAGUCAGAAGAGGCGUUUAAGUAAAGGUUCAUGUGAUGAGAAGAUUGAUCAUAUGCAUUCUGAUGAAAAGGAAUGGUACACUCCUCCAGCUGAUACUUCGGCUUCCUUUCUGAAUCAGAAACAGGAAGUAGCAAAGUUGCUGGAGAAAAAUGAAAGUUUAGUGGACCAAUGGUCAGAGAUCAUGGAGAAAAGAAGGUACCGUUCAAUUUCUUCGUCAUCAGUUGAAAUCAUAGAUCCUCUUGAAGGUAGGUCUGAAGAUAACAGAAGCUCUUUGUAUAGUUCAAGAACACUUGAUAGUUAUCGUCAGCAUGACAAAAAGCACAAAGCAGAUAAAGACAAAAAAUCAAAUGAUGAAGGCAAGGUUUGGAAAUGGCAUCAAGAUUGUGAAUUCGGUCAUGAAAACAUCAGUAAAACAUGUGAAAAAAGUAAUAGGAGCUACUCCGAGUCUUCAUGGUCAGAAUAUUCACAUUUGUCAGAUGACAAAUACCAACGUGAGAAGAAAGUUUCUGGGUUAAUUAAUUCUAACAGCAAAGAUGACAGGUGUGAUUUUGGAAAGACUGGAGAUGAUAGAGAGGAGCAUGUACAUGAAAGGAGAUCCAAGGAUUGGAAAGAAGAAAAUGUACGUAGACAUUGCAGGGAUGGUAAAAGGGAGAAUUCUAAUGAAAACCCUCAAAAUCAUAACUCUGUAGCAGGAAAGGCUGUGAAAGGUGUGCCCCAAAACCUGCUGCAAAUAUUCAGUCAGAUUGCAGAGUUUGAGAAAGGGAAAGAAUCUGGAGCGGAAUGCAAGCAGAAAAAUAAAUAGGUGGGCACUGUGACAUUUCCAAUUUCCAAAAAUGCAUAUCCUUGUGAAAAGAGAUUGAACACGUUAAUGAUAAAAACGCCAAGUUGGAAUGGUGAAUUCAUUUUGUUAUUAUGCUCUUACAUUAAAUAUGCAUUACCCGAUUUAUUUGGAUUACAUAGGUGAGUUAACUUAUUUACUGAAAGUUUGCUUAGGCCGUUGUUUCCAUAGUUGUUUAAUUAUUUCUUUGUUUACUUUGACAACCAAUGCCGUGAUCACUAAGAAGAGGUUAGUAUUUGUCCACAUAUUUUCCUUUAAAUUGGUUUCAAAUAUGCAUUGUUAGUGUUGGAUUGAAUGUUAGGGUAUUAUGUAGAACAGGAACUGAGAAUGUGGAAGCACUGAGAGGAUCAAACUGUUUUUGUGGGGAGACAAGGGCAGAAGAAAUGUUAGGUCAGUGGUCCUUCUUCAUAACUGAACAAAUGGUAAACAAGCAUGUUAAAUUACAAAGAGGAGGAGGGCAAUGUGCAUCUCUGUGAUAGACCAAAUUUGUCAGGGUUACAAUGACUAAAAUGUUGGAGAUAGAAGAGAAAAAGGAAAGAAGCAAAUUAAAAAAAAAAGAUAAAAAAUGGUGGCUUUUUGAAAUUGUUAUGUUGUGUCUGAUAGUGACAGAUUUCAGUUUUACAAAGGGUAAGAUGAAGGCAGGCAUACUUUUAGGCGUCACCACCUUCAACCUCAGUAAAGUGUGCUUCUCCCCCCCACCCACUUUGGAUACUUUGUUAUUAUUAUCGCAUUGGGGAGGAAGAUAGGUAGCACAUUAGGGAAGUACAUUUGUCAGUUAUAAGGUGCAUUAGGUGGUACAUUUAUCAGCGGUAUAGUAAAUCGGCAAAUUUUGUGGUGGGGGUUUUGUUCAGGGACAUAUGACUUAACCCCAAUGCAAAAAAAACUAUUACCAUUAAGAAAAAUAAUUACCAUUAAGAAAUUUGAUUUACUGCAAUCAGCCACAAUGGAUUUUAGUGACAUAAGUCCACUAUAUAAAGCACAAGAAAGAUUUACUUAAGCCCUUGCUGAGUGAAAUGGGAGGAAUGAAGAGGGAAAGGGAAAAGAGUUAAAUGGAAAUUUUCUUUCUACGCAGGUCAGUGUCUUAAAAACAUUUAUAUUCGAUUAAUGUGCCUCUAAUUUUGGUUCUUAUAUUACACCUGUAACAGGCCCUGCAUACUGUACUGCUGCAUUCAGUUAAGCAAGUAAUUUGAAAUUGUCCUUUUCUCGGAGCAUGCGUAUUUCAAAAUUGAUCCUUAAUUAAUAACAAGUGCAUUAUCAUUAAUUAAUAGUGUCACACUUGGCUAAGGAUGGAUGAACAUUGUAUUAAAAUAUUCCUGCAUAAUGCAGACUAUAUUGUGCCAUGCUAAAAGUUUACUUUCAUACAUGGACUGUUAAAUAAAAUAUGCACUGUGUGCUAAUGAUGACGGUCAUAUAAAA
This is a messenger RNA of Leucoraja erinaceus (little skate), 3801 nucleotides long. RefSeq names its product tetratricopeptide repeat domain 14 (gene ttc14). NCBI's taxonomy places the organism in Eukaryota, Metazoa, Chordata, Chondrichthyes, Rajiformes, Rajidae. Gene Ontology annotation, molecular function: nucleic acid binding; protein binding. The record is from RefSeq and is a predicted model, not a curated record.